Molecule: messenger RNA, 1420 nt
Organism: Naegleria gruberi
Lineage: Eukaryota; Heterolobosea; Eutetramitea; Acrasida; Naegleriidae
Exons: 3
Coding region: 8-1405 (465 amino acids)
Biological process (GO): chromatin remodeling; regulation of transcription by RNA polymerase II; box C/D snoRNP assembly
Cellular component (GO): Swr1 complex; R2TP complex; NuA4 histone acetyltransferase complex
Molecular function (GO): ATP hydrolysis activity; DNA helicase activity; ATP binding
Source: RefSeq, a predicted model, not a curated record
AAAUAUCAUGCCUGCUGUAAAAAUUCAAGAAGUCACUUCUACUGAAAAAACUCUAAGAGUAGCUGCACACUCACAUAUUACAGGACUCGGUCUUGACCAAACAAACGGAAAUGUAUUGGAGGAUAUUACUGCAGGUUUAGUUGGACAAAAACAAGCAAGAGAAGCUGCUGGUAUUGUUGUAGAUUUAAUUAAAUCCAAAAAGAUGGCCGGAAGAGCCUUGUUAUUAGCAGGCCCACCUGGGACAGGUAAGACAGCUAUUUCCCUCGCAAUUUCACAAGAGCUUGGAAAGAAAGUACCUUUUUGUCCUAUGGUAGGAUCUGAAGUUUAUUCUUCAGAAGUAAAAAAGACUGAAAUUCUUAUGGAAAAUUUUAGAAGAAGUAUAGGAAUUAGAAUAAAAGAACAAAAAGAAGUAUACGAAGGUGUGGUGAUUCAAUUGACACCUGAGGAAGCAGAAGACGAAUUAAGUACAAACUACGGAAGCAAGGUGAUAAAACAUGUAUUAAUUGGUUUGAAGACUACUAAGGGAACCAAAACACUAAGAUUAGAUCCAUCUAUCUAUGAAUCAAUUCAAAAAGAAAAGGUUCAAAUUGGUGAUGUCAUAUAUAUUGAAGCAAACAGUGGUGCUGUGAAACGUGUUGGUAGAUCUGAUGAAUAUAUUUCUGAACAUGAUUUAGAAGCUGAGGAGUAUGUUCCAAUUCCAAAGGGUGACGUGCAUAAGAAGAAAGAUGUUGUCCAAGAUGUCACUCUACAUGAUUUGGAUGUUGCAAAUGCAAGACCGCAAGGAGGACACGAUAUGUUUAGCGUAAUGAACUCUAUGAUGAAACCUAAAAAAACAGAAAUUACCGAAAAAUUGAGAAAUGAGGUCAACAAAAUUGUAAACAAGUAUAUUGAUCAAGGAGUAGCUGAGUUAGUUCCAGGUGUUUUAUUUAUUGAUGAGGUUCACAUGUUGGAUGUAGAAUGCUUUACUUAUUUGAAUAGAGCAUUGGAAUCAACACUGGCACCAAUAGUCAUCUUUGCUACAAAUAGAGGAAAUUCCAAGAUUAGAGGAACAGAAAUAAUUUCACCACAUGGUAUUCCAGUUGACUUGUUAGAUAGACUUUUAAUUAUCAAGACAUCUCCCUACACUCUCGAAGAGGUAGUCCAAAUUGUUGCAAUCAGAGCAAAGACUGAGGGUAUUGUUUUAGCACCUGGUACUUUGGAUGAAUUAGGAAGAAUUGGUGAUAGAAGUUCAUUAAGAUAUGCUGCUCAACUGUUGACACCUGCCCAUAUUUUGGCCAGAACUAACGGUAGAGAGGAAGUUACAAUUGAGGAUAUUGCUGAGGUUAGUGAUAUGUUCUUUGAUGCUAAGACGAGUGCUGCUCACCUUUCUGAACACGGAAGUGAAUAUAUCGAUCACCAAAAGUAAACUUUAUCACUUUUU